This is a messenger RNA of Rosa chinensis, 507 nucleotides long. RefSeq lists its product as uncharacterized. Gene Ontology annotation, biological process: DNA integration. The coding region runs from base 1 to 507 and encodes 168 amino acids. The transcript is spliced from 2 exons. NCBI's taxonomy places the organism in Eukaryota, Viridiplantae, Streptophyta, Magnoliopsida, Rosales, Rosaceae. The record is from RefSeq and is a predicted model, not a curated record. Gene Ontology annotation, molecular function: nucleic acid binding.
AUGGAUAUUACUGGAAAGAUCCAUCCAGCGUCCUCUAAACAACAUGUGUGGAUCCUAGUGGCUAUUGAAUAUUUCACAAAAUGGGUUGAGGCCAAGCCGUACACUUCUAUUUCUAGUGAAACAGUGAUUGCUUUCAUUAAGCAGGAGAUAGUUCAUAGAUUUGGAGUUCCAGAGACGAUUACGGCCGACCCUGGAUCAGUAUUUAUAUCGGAAGCUAUGCACAUGGUGGCCAAUGAUCUGGGAAUCAAAAUGAUCCACUCUACCCCGUAUUACCCAAAAGCAAAUGGUCCAGCCGAAGCUGCCAACAAGCGGUCUGCAACCGGAAGUACCCCAUUCACCUUGACAUAUGGCCAUGAUGCCAUGCUCCCAGUUGAAAUAAAGAUUAAGGCUAUACAGGUGGCAGAGCAGAACAAUUUAACGACCGGGGAUUAUACUCAAGCUAUGUUACAGGAUUUGGAGGAGCUUGAUCGAGCUAGAUUGGAGGCUUACAACCGUAUAGAAGCUUAG